Messenger RNA from Neohortaea acidophila, 1042 nucleotides. Its product is annotated as HIT-like domain-containing protein. NCBI's taxonomy places the organism in Eukaryota, Fungi, Ascomycota, Dothideomycetes, Mycosphaerellales, Teratosphaeriaceae. The record is from RefSeq and is a predicted model, not a curated record. The coding region runs from base 43 to 696 and encodes 217 amino acids. The transcript has 2 exons. Gene Ontology annotation, molecular function: catalytic activity.
GUGUGUAGCGCGCUGUGAUUGGUUUGCUGACGGCGCAGCUUAAUGAGUGAUGGCCUUCGAGCGCUCACAAACGCAUUAUUACAUCAGGAGCCUUACUCGCCGUUCCUCAAUCUCCCCUUAGUGGCGCAGAUGAGCCCAGGUCCUCAAGAGGCAGAGAUGCCUCCUCGAGUCUUCCACUUUGGCUCCUUUAAUAUCACCCAGCAUGUCUUCCACACAACCCCCCUCUCCUUCGCCAUCGUGAACCUCAAACCCCUCCUCCCAGGCCACAUCCUCGUCUGCCCACACCGCAUCCAGCCGCGGCUAGCAGAUCUCACAAAAGAGGAGAUCUCCGACCUCUUCCAAACCGUCACCCGCGUGCAGCGGACGUUGAAGCGAGUAUAUCGCGCGGAAGCCUUCAAUGUCGCCAUGCAAGAUGGCGAGGCGGCGGGGCAGACGGUGCCGCAUGUGCAUUGCCACGUCAUUCCGCGGCGGAUGGGAGAUCCGGGUAGUGAUGACAAGGUGUACGAGUGGCUCGAGGGGGAGGAGGGGAAUGUGGGAGGCCAUUUGAAGGAGGCGCAGGGGAGCAGUGGAAGCAAGAGGGAGGACUGGCCAAAGGACGAGGACAGGAAGCCGAGGAGUGACGAGGACAUGAAGAAGGAAGCGGACUGGUUGAGGGCAGAGAUGGCGAAGGAUGAGGUGGAAGGGGGGAAGUUGUGACGGUCAGAAAGGGAAUGAGUUUCAUGUUUCCUCUUCUUCGAGCGUGAUAUUCGAGCGUGGCAUCCGAAAGCAUGCAGGUCUAUUCGACCAUCAGAGCUGGACGAUUCGAGCGCAGCCAAGUUCCCAUCCAUGGAAUUUCCCCAUGAUCGCAGUAAACUCCCUUCGCGCCAAAUAGCAAGCAUGUACUUCUCCUCUCGUCAUCAUGAGCCCAAGUCUGCAUCCGUCGCCUCUGCUCAGUUGGCCAGAAUCGUCUUGACCAUGUCUAUGCGAACAACGUAUUAGCGUCUCAUUGCUGUCCCAUCAAGGCACCCUUCCAUCCUUACCCAUAUAGUUCAACUCGCCACUG